Molecule: messenger RNA, 3196 nt
Organism: Mytilus trossulus (common blue mussel)
Lineage: Eukaryota; Metazoa; Mollusca; Bivalvia; Mytilida; Mytilidae
Exons: 5
Coding region: 363-3086 (907 amino acids)
Source: RefSeq, a predicted model, not a curated record
GUUGUAUCACGGCAAACUAACCAACUAAACUACUUUUUCGUAACAUAUUUAUCUUUUUACUUAUGAUAAGGUGCGAUCGAAGCAGAACGUUUAGCCAUGAACUUUCACUUAUAGGCCAUUUCAACUGAGUCGUAAAUGCGCAAUAAAUGUCAAAUAUUUAACUGAAGUAUUUGCAAUCUAUUAAUUCACUAGCCUAUCCAUAUAAAACAAUCAACCCGAUGAUAAUAUUGUACUCAGGAACAAUUUAUAGUUUCGGUCAUAUGUUAACGUUGACAACAGUCAUAACAGUGAUUGUACACUUUCCUAAAGGAAGAUUAAACAAAAGAUAUAACUGAUUGAAACUUAAACUGGCCUUUCAAAACAUGCCAUUGUUUACAGAAAAAGAAGAUCAUUUUGUUAGAGUGUUUAUGUUGUUGAUAGAUGUAUGUCCAAGGGCAGUACGAAUGAAAUUCAACGAAGAAAUCCACCCUGACGUUUUGAAAGGAACCAUACGGAAAAAUCUCAAUUUACUUUAUGAGCUGCACGAAAAAAGAAUUAUAAGUAAACCUCAGUUGGGCAUUCUACGCCAAAACAACGAUAAUCCAUCAUCAGAAUCGUUUGAUAUAACUCUAAUGAUACUUCUGCUGCAACAUCUUGCUGAAUUCAGGAUAUCAGAAAUACUACCUUUGAAUACAGACAUAAGUGUAGAAGCUGAUCUUAGUAGGAUUAAAUAUUACAGAAAUAAGUAUUUUCAUUCUGCAUUAAUUGAGCUCAGUCCAGAUGAAUAUUGUACUGCAUGGAGUGACCUACGCGAGGCCAUUAAAAGACUAGGAGGGGAAAACCUACAACACGAUUGUGCAAAAUGGGAAUUUGCAUCGCUUGAUAUCUCUCAGAAGAAUUUAAUAUUAGAAAUACGUAAUGCUGAAUCUGAAAUUCAAUGUUUGCGAGAGGAUGUUAGAAGACUUCAACAUGCGCAAUCAGAAUUAUUUCGAUUAAAUCCUCAGUUACGAGGCAGGCAAAACGUUUUACCAGAGACAAAACGGAUAACAAAUGAAAAGAACAACGAGUUAUUUAUGAAAACGAAUGUUAUUUCAGAUGGAAUUCGUGUUUUAGAAGAAAAGGGUUUGGUAGUUUUAACUGGGAGAGUAGGCACAGGAAAAAGCACAAAUGCUUUAGAAAUUAUACGGUAUUACUGUCAUCGUUAUCACGAAUACGAUAUUCAGAGAUUUCCGUAUGCUUUUGAAGAAUGCAAAAUCAAUAUUUGGGAAAAUGAAAUGUCAUUUGUAAAUCCUCAUAUGCCAUUGGACAUAAUAAAAGGAGCAUCAAAAGUUGUCCUGUUGGUUGAUGAUGUUUUACAUAAUGAAGCCGGGUUACCUGUCAAUGUUGUUAUUCAGAUUUUAAGAUAUAUUCAGUGUUUGGUUGAUAAUGGUUGUAUUAAAGCCGUUUGUUGCAUCACAGAGUUAGGCGAGAUAACUGAAAGAAACACUAUACUCAACCACAUAUCCAUACUAGACUUAGAUUCUAGUACAUACAAACUUAACACUGAUGAAAAAGAAGAACUUCUGCAAACGUACAUAGAUGCUAUGCCUACAUUUUCUGAUGAAUCAUCAACUCCAUCUAUUGAACGUUUAAAUGACGCAACCGUAAAAAGUAUAGCAACGAUUGACGACAACAGCACUAUGGGGUUUCCUGAGCUCUGCUUCCUCUUUACUAACGUUUCAACUUUGUAUUCUUAUGGCUCAGAUUUCUUUCAUUCGCCAUGCAAAUGCAUACUAGACGAUCUUCGUAAUCUGAAGAGACAAACAGAGAAAUCUUCAAAAAUUCAUUACCUGUUGUUCUUAUUUCUAAUGAUGGAAAGAAGACUAGUAAGUCACUCAGAUAUCCAAAACCAUGUCUUUUCAACUUCAGAUACUAAUGAACUUUAUAAAGAAGUUAAAGUUAUUGAAGUUCUAAAUGAAUUUAAGACAAUGAAAGAAAGUAAUGCAUAUCUUAGAGAGCGAUCGGUUGUCUACUUCUCUUCUGCCUGUCCUUUUGAAAUGUAUGGAAUCAGAAAUUCUGUAAUAUUCGAUCUUUUUGUUAACGCUUUCUUCGAAUCUGAUGUUUUGAUAGAUAUUGAUUUUCUAAAUAUCGGAUUCAUAGCUAGAGAAAUUAAACCGUAUUCUUUACCGAACGAAGUUUCAAAACCUGGAUUAGUUGUCAAUAGAGAUUUAUACGAGCCAUUGGCAGAACGAAUAAUAACAUGUCUACAAAACACUCUUCCCGAAGAAAAAGCAAUAUACAUUCGAAUGCACAUGCUUGCGUACUCUAAACUUCUAGACGAUAUAGAUUUUCUUAAUAUUUUGAUGGAUAAAAGCAGUUUCCUUUAUAUGUCUAGUGACGUCUUCAUCCCAUUUGGAGGUCGUAGCGCACUUUUCUUUUUACCAACGACGUUAUUACAGUUUAACAGUAAUAAACCCAACGAAAAGGCCAUUGUUUGCAAUUUGCUAAAUCAUAUUGAUUUCUCACUCAGCCAGUCUAUCAUAAGCGAAAAAAUAAAAGAGGCGUGUCACAAAACUAUAGUGUUUACUCUCUGUAAGAAAUGCGCAUGGGAUGACACAGACGUACUUGAUGAUCUACUAACUGUUAUUGAAAAACACCAAAUUCAAGUUGAGAAUGAUGAUCACGAAUGUUUAUUUCAAACUGCUUUUCAAAAUAUGAAUGAAAAGACAAUGCAAUGGGUAAUAGCAAAGUUUGGCGAUAGGAUAAAAAGUUAUGUACACCUAUUUGUAAUCAACAAUUUCUUUGGAAGUCUUGGAAUACAUAGAAACAGAUUCGAAUGGCUAGCAUAUGUUAUUGGUAUACAAUAUUUCAAUAUAUAUAGCAUCAUGGAAUAUCUUGCGGGUAAGAAAGCAGUCGAAUACGCAGAUGCAUUGAUAUAUAUAUGGGAAAAACAGGUACAUGAGGAGAGUAAAAUCCGAGAUCAAUCCGAGAUUGAAGACAUGAUCAACAGUCUAAUGAAGGUUGCAUGUGAUAGCGGUUCGAAAGGAGUUGUAUCACGAUUGUAUGAGUUCUUUAAGGAUAAAGUGGUGCGUUUUGAUAAUGAAAAGAAGAUAUUUAAACUUCUUUAAAGAUAAGUGAUAUGACAAUAAACAUCUUAUCAAAUGUUAUCGCGAUCACCAUCAACAGUUCAGGCACACGUGGUGUAAAUAAACUCCAAGAGCACUGUAAUGUCAUUGUU